Soboliphyme baturini is the source of this 745-nucleotide messenger RNA. The record is from the annotation of a GenBank genome assembly. NCBI's taxonomy places the organism in Eukaryota, Metazoa, Nematoda, Enoplea, Dioctophymatida, Soboliphymatidae.
ACGUUCUACUGAUGCAAAUGGCUCAGUGUGACGCAUCACACACACAGAGCAGUUAACAGUCAUGAAGUAGUAAUCAGUUAAAUGAUUUUCUUUAGGUAUCCUGCGUCUUUUUUGUUUUUUAACGUUUUUGUCCCAUCUGGUGCAUGCGUCGUUGAAUGAAAUACAGGCCGGAGAAUUCGAAGACACCGAAUUUGCCGAAUUUGAAGAAUUCGACGAAGACAAUGCCAACAAGCUGAAUCCUGAGGAGGAACGCUCCUCGAAUACAAAACAAAAUGAGGAAGCAACCAAUGAAGGAGUACCGAAACCGACACCGUCCGAGCAAUCGACGGUGGAUGCCUCAACGCCGCCUGGCGCCGCUACUGGAGACUUCUUGAAUGACGACGACGAUGACGAAUACGGCGUGGUUCAAGAUGAAAUCGACGAUGAUUUCUCACAUCUGAAAAACAAAGAAGAGUUCGAAAACUUUCAUGAUGGCCGUCCUGGUACAGGCGCGAGCGAUGAUCCUCUCGAGGUUCAUCCUCUCAAGAUCACGGACGUUCCAUCUCAUCUUCGAAAUAACUGGAGCAACUUCAGCCUAGAGAUGGUGAUGCUGUUCGGCUUAGCCGUUUACCUUUUCAAUUACCUCUAUGGUAAAACGAAGAAUUACGGCCUUGCCGUAACGUGGUUCGAUGUUCAUCGUGACAUCCUUGAAGACAAUUUCAGCGUUGUCGGUAACUUGAUAUUGAUGUUGCAAGUGAAGUUUUGA